UGGAACGUCAUGCUGACCCAUAAUGCUCUAGGCGCGCAUGCGCAAAAGUGAGCUGCGCCUUUGCGGUCCGUGCUCGACAGUCAGUCUUGCGGACGCGCGAUUCACGUUUAGUGCGCAGUUUUGGAUGUGCGAACCGACCGAAAUCGUCGACGGUCGUAUGUUUAAUCGUGAUAUUUGACGGAAGAACUUGAUCUCUUAUGCGGUCGACUGGUGCCUCGUGGUGUGACGCUUUCUGCUAAGGUCGUGGUGGCACGUUUCGCUAUGUCGCAAGUGCUUUGGUCGCGAGAGGCACAGUGACGACUCGCCCGUGAGACUGCCGACAUCCUCGACAGCCCUGUGAUGGAGUCUAUCAGAAAAUGGUUCUACAGGCCUAAGAGGGACGACACGAGUCUGCUCGCACAGUUUUUCUACGCGGACGAAUCGUUGAACGCGGUCGCGUGCGAAUUGGAUUCGUUCGACGGUCGCCAGGAGCCGGAGCGAUGCACCACGUUGGUGAAUCAGCUGCGCCAUUGCCAGGACAAGGUGUUGACGAUAUGUAGCCAAAUAAUGGACGACCUGAUACCCGAGAGCCGAGCGAACCGAGACUUCAGAGUGAAGUUUCCCGAUGACGUGAUGCAGGAGAAUUUAGCAGGACAGCUGUGGUUCGGUGCGGAAUGUCUCGCUGCAGGAUCCUCCAUCAUGAACAGGGAAGCUGAAAGUUCAGCGAUGAGACCACUCGCUAAGGCUUUGACAAAGUCGUUGGAUCUCGUCAGGAAUUUGCUCAGAGAGCAUGCGUUGAAAGGUCACAUGAACCUCAAGUAUCUCUUUCAGACGCAGAACCCUUUGGAUCCGUCUCUAGAGAAGCUGAUCGAGUCGUUGAAGAUCUUCGAUCGUCUGUUCGCUGAUUUUGAACUGUGCUACGUGGGCGCCAUGGUGCCGGUGAAAUCGACGAAAGAAUACGAGCAGCAAGAGCUUGUGUGCGUUUUAUUUUCGGAGACGUUGCAGAGAGCACUCGAGCGCGGUUUGCUUAGCCAGGCUGAUGUGGACAAUUACGAGCCAGCCCUGAUGUUUACCAUUCCUCGUUUGGCGAUUGUUUCUGGCCUCUUGGCUCCACCCGGGGGCCCACUGUGCCUCAAUUCCCCGGACAACAUCAGCGAAAUGUUUAGACCUUUUAGGACGCUUCUUUUAAAAAUAAGAGAGCUUUUGUGGACGUUAAACAACCGCGAACUGUACAUGUUGGAGAAGCUGUUGUGCUCGAACGAGGAACCGUCGGCUCCGCUCACGCAGUCCUCGAAGUCCGCGUGCCAAGACAUUCCAGACCUCGAGGAGUUCGUUCACAAUUUUUAUACCGGUUACCCGAACUGCAAAGACUUCAUCGUAGAUUUUUACACAGUGACGAGAAACACCGGGAACAACAUGGACGAGGUGGCGAACGACGUUGUCCGAACGUUGGACGACGAAAACGAGGACGCGAAUCGUUUAUCGGAACGGAACAGCGAUCAGGAGAGUGAGAGAUACGAGACCAAGAAUAGUAGUAUAGAAAUUGGGCCUAAUCGCUUAAACAUAUCUACGGACGUGUUUGAGGAGACUGUGAUGUGUAACGGUGAUGGGAGGACAUCCAGUGAUCGGGACAGUGUUCGCGACGAAGUGCAAUAUCACGUUAAGAAAGGGUGUAGUAGUUCGAGCAACGGUAGGAGAUCCUCUUGCGACGACGAUAGUCCUCGCUCGAGGAUAAUCGAGGUGAACGCGAAUCUUUUGAUAGAUCAAAGCAACGCGAGCCAAAUCGUCACCGAAGACAACGUUUCCAGCGUGAACGAGAACAGACGUGACGACCAACUGCAUAAACAAGAGGAACUAACCGCUUCUGAUAUAUCCGAGAUACUCGGCACUUCGGAGAACAUCGAAAUCCCACAGACACAGUACCUGCUGAACCAAGUAUCGCACGAGAACAAUGUGUCCGUUGAUACCGUGCACAUUCAGAACUCUUUGCCGGACCUCGACUCGAGGAAACUCAUUUCGGAGGCAAAUAAAACGUUAUCGAACCUCCUGCUAGACGGAGAGUGCCAGAACGAGAUCUCCGAGCAAACUGAUUCAGGAAUUUGCACAGUAAUUUCAUCGGAGAACACCAGCCUCUACGAUAAGAGCCCCGAAGAGAAGAAAACGUUCGCCAACGAGAUACAACAGGAUGAGCAGGUGUUGGACGAUGAUGACACGCAAGAGAAUACCAGUUACUCGUGCUCGAAUCUGAACUCCCCGAAGAGGAAAAGUUCUACCAUAUCGGACAACUCGUGUGUCUGUAGCUUGCGGAAUGUAAAGACGGUCCCUUGUCUGGACCACUCCAUCGAGGUACACAAUCUGCACGCGGCUAACACGGAAGGAGCGAAGAACGUUCCAAGAAUAUCGUCGAAUUUCGAUGGAACGAACGAAGAGUUCGUCGGGGUUGCCUAUGGCAAUGGACAGAUAUCCGUGUGCGAUUCGAACCAGUCCAGCUUCCAGAUCAACUACUCUGAGAACUGGGAGAACCUGAACCUGAGUAUCGACGCGUCCACGUCGAGGAGGGAAUUCUGGAGCGAUUUAAAGUGCGAGAAUUGUCCAUCCACGUCUCAGAACAUGGACAAGGUCGGCACGAAAAUCGAGCAGUACGCGCAGGACAAAGUGAUCUCGAGGAAGGCGAGGGAUGAGAGACAGAAACGGCGACAUCAGCGUAAACACGAGAGGAACAGCCAAAAGAUCCAUCAGGAGAACAGAAUGCAGAACUUCCAGAACGCGAAGACGUCAGCAAGCACUGAGAGUUCUAGAUCAAACUCGACAGAUCGCUGUUUGAACACCAGGCUGAUCAGCUACGGUGCUAGUUUGCAUCCCAGCCAGAACACUAGACAAAUGCCGAACUUCGGGAGUCACAGUCCUCGUGCUAGUCCUAGGCUGCAACACUUUGAAACGCGUUGCACGGCUAGUCAGAGGAACUGCAGUAUCGCCUCCAGAACACAGAGAAACCUAUCCCCUCAGAACAGAAAGCUUCUGGAUCACAGAAGGUCUAGGUCCGAACAGAUGAACAGAAUAAAGAGGAGGGAUCUGGAGAAGAGGGACAAGUACGAACGGGCGAACCCCCGAGCGGAACAAACGAAGAGGAAAUUGGGCAGUAGAAGUCCUAGUGAACUGAUGAACGACGGGUUGGGACCAAGGACGGAUAAAAGUGGACUGGCGAACGAGCCGGUUUCUCCUACGACGACGCAGAGCUUCUCGUAUGGGACGCAAAAAGACAAUAACUCGCAGCGAGCCACGCGAGCGGUAAGACUGGUGAAUGCGUCCACGGUUCAAGGAACACAGUCGUUCAGCUCGGAUCAGUCGUCGUUGAUCCAGAAGCCGGAUCUAGGAUCCAGUUCUAGCUGUUCGAGUUGCUGCGAUUCCAGCUCGGAGACUAGCGAGUUCCAAAGCGAGUGUCAGGACGAUGAAGAAAUCGCUCUGGCCAUGCAGGCCGCGGAGAUUGCGAACAGAAAUCAGAUUCGGGCGAAAUUUCGGUCAUCAGAGGAUCUCGUGCAUCGAUUAUUUGUGUGCAUAGCCGGCGUAGCAGAUCAGUUGCAGACGAAUUUUGCGUCUGAUUUGAGAAACAUCUUAAAGUGCGUGUUCCUUAUGAACAGUAGUCAAACCAUGGAAGAAGGUGAAGCAAAAGACGAAAGUUUAACAUCGGAGAAUCAGUUGGGUAACCUUCUAAAUGAUACGGGUACUAAUCACGACCGACAGGACUCGUUGCAAGAGUAUGAAGACGAUUUGGAAGAGACCACCGCAGCUAAUGACCAAAAUACAACUUCUCCAGUGACCGAGCGAGGUGAAGAGUGCGUAGAAAGAGCUCCAGCCUGGAUUCCAGACAACGAUGCACCAAGAUGUAUGGCUUGUCAAGCAGGCUUUACUGUGGUUCGACGUAGACACCAUUGCAGGAAUUGUGGCAAGGUGUUCUGCGGUCGUUGUAGCAGCAACAACGUUCCCCUGCCACGCUACGGGCACAUGAAACCCGUACGAGUGUGCAACAGGUGUUUUCUGUAUCAAGUAACACCGUUUACGGUGUCCCAAGUGACGCCAGCGAGCUGAACUUUACCUGAACGAGGUAUAUAGAUUAGGGAAUCGUUCUGUUCAUUCGUCUCUGAUGUUCUUAUCGAAAUUUAACGGCCACUAAAUGGUGUACUCGCGUGGAUCGUUCAUUCGUUUUUCUCUUCUGAUUAGGGAUUCAACGUUUCGAGCUUUCUCUCUUUAGAUACGUGUUAAACGCGAGCAUGAAUGUACAAGAUGUUGAGAAAGUAACCGUUAUGGUUUACAGAAGUGAUAUACCUUACAUCAUUAUGGAUCUGUAAACGAUUACUAUUGCUAUCUUGACAACUCGUACAGGUUAUGGUUGAAAUUUGUGGUUGAACCGAGAAAGUAUGAUGAAUUCCUUGUGUGAAUGUCAUGUGGAAAGAUGGAACAAAAUUUUGUAACACGAGCCUUCGUUUUUGAGCGAAUGAUGGUCUUGAAAAUUCGUUGUGUACCUGUGUAGGAAGGUUGAGGUUUGUUGUAUGAUAAGAAUGAUUUGUUGUAUUUGCCGUUUUUACAAGCUGCUAGGAUUAGGAAAAUAGUGGAAGAGUUUAGGAAAGUUCGUUUAUUUCAUUAACCCUUUCGCUACGACAAUAUUCGAAAAUUUAUUGAAAAUAAAAUAAAUUUUUAAAAUAACAUUUGUGAACUUCUCUAUGUUAUUUUCCACCCUAAAGCAUUCAUUGCGCCACACACGGUGCAGUGAUUGCAAUUAAAUACUUUAAUAGAUUUGAUUUAAUGUACUGAAUAAACGGAUUGUAAAAGUUUAAUCAAAAUCUCGUUAUGUCUUUGUUAGCGUUUAUAAAAUGAUAAAUGUAAAUUGGGUGAUACGGUGCAAAUCUCAGCGAAUAUUCAAAACUAUUUUUUUUUCAAAAACGAAGCUUCUCGUGAGCAUAUUGUAAUUCACAGCUUUACACGAGGAGUCUAUGAUUUUUCUUGUUACUCCACAAAUUUUUGGCCCGGCUUGUAUUAUAUAAGUAUAUUAAAAUGAUACUGUUACGUUUUUUCGAUUUUCAUUGGAAUCAUAAUGAAAGUUGCAUGGCGUAUCGUUUUUAAAAUAAUUGGGAUAGCUUGUAAUACUUUACCUACUUGAGGAAUUAGAAAGAAAACAAUUUCAUUUUUCUACUGUGAUCUUUAUUAAAAAUACGAAUAUAUUUCUCGACAAAUAUUAGUUCUGUUACCAUACAUUUUUGUUUCCUUUGAUUUUGCUUUUUUUUUUUAAAGCACAUUUUCUUUUGUUUAGAGCAAUUUCCUGAAAUCCAAAAUUCAGUAUUUGCUCACAAUUAUUAUUUUAAUAUAUUUUUGAUAUAAUAGUUUUUAUUCUAAAAUCUUUACAGAAAAGUUUCUAAAUAAAAGGAAACGUUGCAUGGAAAUCAGACAUAUAGAAAUACGAAUAGAAGAACUUCCUUUUAUAUUUACACAUAGUGAUAGUGGAACGAUUGUUAUUUUUCUCAAUUAGAAAAAUUGUAUUGAAAAUUAGUGCCAGAUUUUUAGCACAAGCUAAACAAGAAAAGAGGAAAACGGAAAUCGAAAUGACGUCGACAUUAUCCAAGAUCGCUAUUUGCGUUAUUUGUAUAAUUACGUACACUUAAAACUCGUGAAGUUAAGAUAUAUAUCGCUAAUAUUUUUACACGUCGUGAUCGAACGUUUCUAAACGGAGCUAAUAUCCAAAAGCAGUUGUACUAUAGCUUAACCUCUUGCGUAGAUUAUAAGAUUUUGCAAAAAAAAAGAAAGACGGACAAACAUUAUCGUUUAUUUCUCGUUUAAGACACGAACCUUCAAAUUAUUUAUUUUUAUUUCGAUUUAAGUUUAGUCUUCCUGAUGAUUUAUGGAAUAAUAAAAAAAAACUCUGUAAUGAUUAUAAUUUGCUUCACAUACUUGUUAGUAUAUGCGACUAGAUUUUUUAUUAUCUUCGUCUACGUUCCGUUUAUAUUUUUAUCUUCUGUUAAGAAUGUUUUUUUAAUGUAUGCAAUUUUGUUAAUCAUGUCAUGGUAUCUUUUUAUUUACAUAGAAAAUCUUUUGUAGACGAAAUUUUGUUAUAAAAUGUAAGUUACGACAAUUGAAAGACAACUUCGAUACACAAAAGUAACGCAUGUUCGAUAAAAACAUUUGUCUCGUUUGAUUUAUCUGAUAACUGAAUUAUAAUGUUUUGUUACGUUUAUAUUGGGGUCGUGUUAGGGGUCUUUGUGUUCAAUAUGUAUAGCGUCGAAUGAAUCCGUUAAUUUUUAGCGAGAAAGAGAUAUCUAUCAAAUAAUUUAGAGAUCAGGAAAAUUUGUAGAAAUAAAUUUUGUUGUAUAUC
Messenger RNA from Megachile rotundata (alfalfa leafcutting bee), 6340 nucleotides. Its product is annotated as lateral signaling target protein 2 homolog. NCBI's taxonomy places the organism in Eukaryota, Metazoa, Arthropoda, Insecta, Hymenoptera, Megachilidae. Gene Ontology annotation, molecular function: metal ion binding. The record is from RefSeq and is a predicted model, not a curated record. Gene Ontology annotation, cellular component: early endosome membrane.